UAUUUUGUGUUGUUAAUGUGUUAUAUUACUGGAAUAUACUGCCCAACACAAAAUGUGUUAAAUUAUUGGCCAAUCCCUGGUGUCCUGGAUGAGCCGUUACCCUGAGAAGAGAAGUUAUUUUUCUCAGCACUUCAUUUUAUCUUGGCGCGCACUUGAAGAAGUUGGAAGGUGGCACUGGCACACAGUGGAUGUAAAUGUCUGAAUAAAAGGUAAGGUAGACCCAUGUCUUCAGACGUAUUUGUUAUGUUUAUUUUAAAGACUGUUGCAACUUGCAAUAUUGUAAAGGUUAAACGAUAAUAAACUAAAAUAAAGUCCAGCAUCGAUUGUUAGCCAAGUAGCUCUAGCAGCUAGGUUAUUGAUAAGCAAUCGUUAUGCUAGACUAGUCCAUGUUAAGUCAACCCUGACCUUACAUUAACACACUUUGAAAAACACUGCCAUACAUGUAGAAACUAAAAUAUUCUAACGUUAUGUCAACUCGUAUUACUAUGUGGGUAAAUCCGCAUUUUGGGUAAAGUUUUAGCUAUGGACAGCUAACGUUAGCAAGCUGACCACAUUGGUAUGUAUUUUAAGAUAGCUAAUUCAGCUAGCGAAUUCGGUGGAAAGCAGCUAGAAUGCUAACGCUAGAAGCUAUGAUUGCUAACAUUACAGGCGGGAAACCUUGCUUUGUUCGUGGGAACUGGUAUGACCUUGUAACAAGGUAUGAAAUGCUAGGGCUCAGGAUGUCAAAACUACAAACUACUAUCUACGUUACACAUUACGAUAAGUUACAACAAUAUCUAACGUACUAACUACUAUAAAUCAUGAUAACCACCGUUAUUGAUUUAAUUCACUUAACGUUAGUUGCAUAGAUAACGGUGACCGUUUUAUUCCGAACAAUCGGUGGUUACAAGCUUUAAGUGACAGUCAUAACAGACAUAGAACCUAAGGUCAGGUAACGUGAGUGUAGUCCUGUUUUUUAUAUGCCGUUAUAUCGUUAUUUCGUUAUUUCGGCUAUUUUAUCGCCGAUUUGAUCGCAAAUUGCGUUAUUUCCUCCCGCCCCGAGGGUCUCUAGCCCCUAUUACAGCCUUUGAAAGAUGGGAUAUUUCAGGGGAGGCGAUCGCUCCCUGUUUACAUCUGGAACAUUCGCGCGACACUUCCAAAAGGCGGACCUUUAUUAUUAUUUUCUCAAAAGGAGGACAAAUGAGUGUCCGGCUUAAGGCUGCUUCUGUAGCCGGACAGGGCAUUUAAAAGCCGGACUGUCCGGCCUAAAGCCGGACGAAUGGCCACCCUAGCUCCAGGACAUAACAUUAGAACAUGUUCUGUAUAAUCUACAAGUUAGCGAUGUUGAAUUAACUCAAUGCAUUUACCGCGCUGCCAAGGGAAAACACAUUUGUAUUCCGAACGUGACACUAACCUACAAGGAGACAUGGCGAUGCCGAAAUCGCUUGUUACCAUAUUUCUGGAUGACAAGGAAAUCAGCAAAAAAAUAUUUCAGCUGGAGUCUGUUGAAGAGAUAGUAGAUGACUGCAAAUCGAAUGCAACACUACUCCUUAACAGUGAACUCCUUGAAUGUGACAGAAUUCUCAAAUUCUCCCCUGAAUUUAAUGAAUUCAUUGAUAUAGACUGCCAUGACUUUGUUCAACACAUGGACAAGUUCCAGGUGUUUUUCAAGACACGUGAAGCAUCAAUGUUGACUGAACAGUCGGAUGCAGUUGAAACAAAUCAAAUCAGGGAUCCCAUUGGUGUUGAAACUCUGAGAGCAGUUCUUGUGAGGAAAGGUGCAAGUGUUCUAGCAGAUUAUGAGGCCUCUGGAACACUCUCAGAGUCUUCAAGGAAACUCCUUGUUAAAAUCGCUGUCAGUGAGUUGAUUGAGAGGAAGGGAUUUUAUCCACAAAGUGAAGACAAAUCCAAGUUGGCCAGAUCUAUGGUAGCACUUUUCCCGUCACUCAAAAUCAAGAUGGGAGAGGAGAAUGAGGGAUUUGAACAUUUCUAUGACCCCAUAUCCCACAGUGGAUUCCUUGAGAUCCGACUCCGAAAUCUAAGGAGGAAUCUUCAAGAUGAUCAACGCCGUUAUCAGCGCAAGCGUGUCAAGUCCACUGAUAACCCUAGAGCGUCCAUUAGGGUGGAAAUGCCUGUAGAAGGGGAUGAUUCAGUCAACGAAUGGAUGACGGUUAUAAAAAGAAUGAGACCGUGUCAGGAAAACCUCAGCACCAUCAAAGAAGCCAUGGACAAAACCUAUGCUAGCCGAAGGUUGUGGAUUGCUGCUAGACAUCCAACGUUGGAGGAAUUUUUUGCAGAGUUUCCACGCUUUGUGGACAUGCCAUACAUGUUUCAUGUUACAGAGCUCUUCAUAAGCUUGUCCAUCUGCUGCCCCCCACUGCAUCAGGCAGGGGCAAAGGGAACACCAAAUGCAGUGUGAAGUCAGCUUUGGGCUACCUUUUGGAUAUAAAGCCGACUGGAACCAGCAUUUCCAGUGUGCUGAACAAUCCUCCUGAUAGACCAGUAGAACAUCGCCAGCCCCACUUGGUGUGCAUUGGAGAUCCCUCCGCCUCCGCCCAAUACAUCAUUGUUGCAGAAAACGACAAACUUGCCAUUCCUCUUAAGGAUAACGGUUUGACCUGUGCCAUUGACAAACUUUUCAAAAUGAUUUGGGUGUGUAAUGUUGCAUAUCCUGUCCAGCUCACUUCUGUCUUUCAUUUCUUUGAGAGUCUUUAUGAAGUGCCCCUCUCUGGUGGGAAGAGAGCUAAAGUUGUGGAGCUCAUUGCAAAGCUCCAAACUAUGAUGUAGCCAGUUUUACAAACAUGUACUGUUGUCCCAGGUGUAAAAUUAAAGUGAAAGAUGUAAGAAAACUAAUCAAUCAUCUUAGACAUGUGCAUGCAUUAUCUGAUGGACAGGAUUACACAAUUAUUUGCGGUCAAAACCUUUGCCAACGGACAUACCAUAACUUUAAUUCAUAUGCCAGACAUCUCAGGAGAGACCAUCCUGAUACUCAAAGCUUAAAUACCAAUUUCACUGAGACUUUGCCGGACUUGUCACCACCAUCAUGCUCUAAUGCUGAUGAUUGUUCUGAAACUGAUAUGGACAUUUCAGAAGACAGAACUUAUAACUAUGAAAAGUGCGCGGCAGAAUUUGCUGCUAAAAUGUACUCAUCUUCCAACUGCACUCUUGCUGAUGUUCAAAGAAACAUGACAUGCUCUAAAGAGUUACUCGGCAGGGUAUUGGAUAGGUUGCAAGAAAAGACUGUAUCUGUACUUAAUAGUCAUGAUAUGCUUUGUAAUGAUCCAGAUGUCCAAAGUUUGAUGGAGGAAUGAAAGUGGGAGGAAUAUGUUUGAUGGAUUAGAUACCACCUACAAAAUGAACAAAUAUUUUUCAGAAAAUCUGUCUCUGGUGAAGCCAAAAGAAGUUUUCUUGGGAUAUCGAAGUGACACAGAACGAAAACAGGGUGUAUUAAAACAAGCUCUAAUAGCAGAUAAAUUUCAGUACAUAUCAAUUAUUGAUACCCUCAGGUUUCUAUUUGAAAAUGAACAAAUGCAGGAGCUUUGUUGUCAAACCAAUAAAAGUAGUGAUGCUAAAAUGUCUGAUUACUGUGAUGGUAUUCGAUUCAGAGAUAAUGAAUUCUACAACAAAUUUCCAAAAGCUUUACAAAUACAACUUUAUUUUGAUGAUUUAGAAACAACAAACCCUCUUGGGUCCAAAACCAAGGUGCAUAAAUUGGGUGCUGUGUAUUUUUGCCUCAGGAACAUACCUGCUCGUUUUAACUCUUCUCUUGAAAAUUUUCAUUUAUGUUUACUUUUCAAUUCCAUAGACAGGGAGGUUUAUGGGUUUAACUCAAUAUUCAAACCUUUGUUAGAGGAUUUAAACAUUCUUGAAACAAGAGGGGUGGAAGUACAGAUACAUGGGAAAAACUCUUUAUUACAUGGUACAUUAUGCUUAUUUACCGCAGAUAAUUUGGCCUGUCAUUCAGUGGGGGGUUUCCUUGAAGGUUUUUCAGCCAAUAGGUUCUGCCAUAUAUGCCUGGUGCAUAAACAAAAUGCCCAACAUAUAUUUAAUGAUGAUCUCGUAGAAUUACGUAAUAGAGACAAUUACAGUCAACAUGUUGAAUUUAACAAUCCUCCUUUAACCAGCAUUAAAGAAGACUCUUGUCUUAACUCUUUGAAUUUUUUUCAUAUCACUGAAAAUGUUUGUGGCGACGUGAUGCAUGACGUGUUGGAGGGAGUAGGCCCGCUGGAAUUGAAACUUAUGCUAAGACAUUUUGUAUAUGAUGAACAACUAUUCACAGAAGACCAGCUUAACAGCCGGAUAGCUGGCUUCGACUAUGGUUUAAACAAUAUGAAAAGCAAACCUAGUGCCAUUAUUCAUUUAAGAACAUCAGAGAAUCCCAUUAGGCAAAAUGCAAGUCAG
This is a messenger RNA of Gadus chalcogrammus (walleye pollock), 4380 nucleotides long. RefSeq lists its product as uncharacterized. The coding region runs from base 1337 to 2398 and encodes 353 amino acids. Lineage: Eukaryota; Metazoa; Chordata; Actinopteri; Gadiformes; Gadidae. The record is from RefSeq and is a predicted model, not a curated record. The transcript has 8 exons.